This is a messenger RNA of Lampris incognitus (smalleye Pacific opah), 8914 nucleotides long. It is a transcript of the gene setd2, whose product is annotated as SET domain containing 2, histone lysine methyltransferase. The coding region runs from base 1 to 7992 and encodes 2663 amino acids. Gene Ontology annotation, molecular function: protein binding; histone H3K36 methyltransferase activity. Gene Ontology annotation, biological process: regulation of DNA-templated transcription. The record is from RefSeq and is a predicted model, not a curated record. NCBI's taxonomy places the organism in Eukaryota, Metazoa, Chordata, Actinopteri, Lampriformes, Lampridae. The transcript is spliced from 20 exons. Gene Ontology annotation, cellular component: nucleus; chromosome.
AUGAUUUUUCUGCACAACUACAGGGAGGAGGGGAGUGGUACCUCGGUGAAGGUGGAGGGCCUCUCCAAGGCAGCUCUGAUUAAAAGCCUAUCUCCUAGAGUUAUGCUGUCCAACCGUCUCUUGCCAAAAGGGACCAAGAUGAAGGUGAACCUGGAGGAGCAUGGUCGUCAGAAAGUGUCCUUCAGCUUCUCUCAGACAAAGAAGCCGCUGCAAAGCUUGUUUAUCGUUCCUCCAAGCCCAGAAAAAUCUACUCCUGAACCGCCUUCUGCUUUGUCAGUUUCAACCUCACUCCCACAAGACAAAGCAAGGCAGAAUGCAGAAAGUAAAAUCGAGCAUAGACAGUCAUCCACAUUGGCAAUAUCAGUAGCAGAGACACCCUCUCCACAAGCAUCAGUGUCUUCAACCUCUAAAUCUAAAAUGGACCUUGGAAAAGUGCAUUUCAAGAAGCAAAUCCUCAGUGUCUCUGUUACUGAAGAAAAAACAUCACCCAACAUCGUGCCACAGCAGCCAAACAUUCCUGAUUUACAAGUUUUAUCUUCUGUUGAAGGUGGAACGGAACCCCCCACACCCCAGCCUCAGAAUAUUAUUGGUGACUGCCCCUCAGAGAGUGACCGCACAGCAGCCUCUGAGGUGAAGGUAACCCCUAGUCGCAAGCAGCUAACUGAUUCCUCAGGAAAAGAUGGAGAGACUUCCAGUAGCACUGAGCAGGAUAACAUGGUAUACAAAAGGAGAACCAGGUCCCAGGCUGAUAGCACUCCCCUCGCAGGCUCUGAAUCUGAUGGCGAUUCAUUCCAAAUGUCUUCCAGUCACAAGUCAGUUGAAUCCAAAUGUAAAACAAAGUCAGACAGUAGAAGCAUGGAGGCAAAAAAGUCUUCCUCUGGGUCAAGUGUCGAAGAAAAGGAGAAGAGCUCCUUCAAGCGCUCAGAAAACUGUGAAAGGUCGUCCAGUUACUCAAAAUCAGACCGUGAUUCCAGACACACAUCAUCACGUUCAUCUCGUUCUGACAAAGAUCGCAGAAGGUCCAGGUCACGAUCCAGAUCGAGGGGUUCUCGUACAGGUUCAUCACACUCCAGGUCAGAUAGAUGCAGAGGUGACAGGGGGUCACGCUCCGAUAGGUCAUAUUAUCAUGAUUCUGACAGACGGUCACACAGGAACUCUCCACGAAGAGAGAGGAGGGGCUCUCGCUCACAUACUGACAGAGCCCGUGACAGUUCUGACUCUGAAGAUGACCACAGGAAGAACCGGAUGAGGAUGAAUGAUUCCAGUAGAUCAUCCACUCAUUCGAGUUUGCAGAAAGACUUCAAAUCAUCUUCCCAUUCAAAAUCUGACAAAGAUUCCAAAUCUGUUGAUUCUCCUCACUCUUCAGAGAUGGAUAAAAGAACACAAGCCUCAAAGUCCGAGAGGGCUUCAAAGCGUAUUGCUGACUCCGAUUCUCAGUGGAAGAGCUCACCUGAACUUGAUUCUAACCACCGCAAAUUGAAUACCCAUCACAAGUCAGACAGCAGUGUUAAAGCCACUCAGUCAAGUCUGCAUACCCACUCUCAAACAUCUGAUAGAAGACGCCAGAAAAGCAGCUCCAGUGACUCUGAGGCAGAUCAUAAAGGGAAGUCACAGGUCUCUGACAGAAGCUCUGGCUCUGAGGGGACCUGUAAAUCCUCCCAAAAGAGAACCAGCAGGCCAGACUCAAAGCAGACUACCAACUGUAAGUCCUCUGGGAAAACCAGUGUAACUGAUAGACAAUCAAAGGACACAUUUCACAGUCCUAAUAAGAUACAAACAUAUUUAAGCCCCUCAGAAUCCCAGUCUCAGAAUGAAAAAGAGAAAUCCGAUUCCCAGCUAAACGAUACAUACAAGAGAAAAGAACAAGACAACAAGGAUUCACAGGAGAAAGAAUCAGCCCUUGGUAACAAUAUGCAAGAAUUAUCUGCCAAGAGUUUAACUGAAACAGGGUCAGGUCUUGAAAUUGACAAUGAAAAUUCUUUACAUGUAAAUUCUCAUGAUAUUUCCAGUGGAAGUCUAAAACAUGUAAAUGCUGUACAAGAAGACUUGGCCAUUGUAAAGGAAAACCCUUGUUCCAGCAGUCUACCACUUACUGAUUCCAGUGCAGCUGUGUUAAAUUCAUGCAGCAGUAAUGAUAGCAAAACAAACAGCCAGGACAAGCAGCCCACUGAAUGUCCACUUGAGCCAAAAAUGUUUCUUGCUUCAGAAGAUUUAAGUGUCAAAGACCACAUGCAGCAGAAGUCUAAGAUAGAGAAUAUUCAAUUGAAGAAAUAUGUGACUAUCAACAUACAGUCUUGUACAAACUCAUCUUUUAGGUCUAUUUUGUCACCCCUUGACCCUGAGAAUCAGAUUCAUAAGAGUGCACAGCAGAAUAUUGACUCGGUAAAGAAAAGUAGCAGCGGUACAAAAAAGUCCCGUUGGGAUAUUGUUGGGAAUGACACCUCAGACGGUGAUAAUUCACAGAAAUUGCCUUGUGCAGAGAGUAAACCAACUGUCAAAAAGGUGAUUUCAGUCAAAAAAAUUGAGUUCUCAAAAGAGGUUAGCCAACAAGAGCUGUCUGGAAUAAAAGAAGAUAUUCUACAAGAAGCAGAGUCACAUUCCAAGACUGUGAAACAGGCCGAGGUUACCAUGGAUAGCAGCUUAGAUAAUAUAUCCUGGAUGAAAUGUGCACACACAGACCAAAGUGAGCCUUCACAAGCAGACACAUGUGGCACCACCACUGACCACUCAGACCUGAAACCUCCUGUUGAUCCAAACAUGGUUGAGCUUCUUCAUGCACGUGAUACCUCUCAAGUAGACAAAGCUAAAAUAAUGCAAAAUUGGAAUGGUGACUGUCAAGAUGAAAAAUCAAGAGACAGUACUCAGAAAAGCAAACAGGGUAAAAGAAAGUUGCUGAGUCAAGAUGGAUCAGGAGGACAGAGUGAGGCCAGUGACAGUGAUGAAUCAGAGUAUGACUCUGAUUGUGAAGAGGCAAUUAAACGAUUACAUUCUGUGGUGGUCGUGCCAAAGAAUUCUUCUUUAACACUGGAUACACAGGACAUGGCUGCCUCUUCAUGCAGUCCAGUGAUUAGCUCAGAGCAGCAGCGUGCUAAUAACGCAUCUGACCUCAAUAUUAGUAAAUUUGCAGAUCAAGUUGGUACACAGCAAAGGCCUGAAAGACCCCCCACUGAAUGUGAGGAGACCAGAUGUGCUUCUGCAUAUGCUUCACUACAUGACAACACAAUGUGUCAAUCCCAGAGCAAUAUGAUUGAUAGCACUAGUCAUUCUGAGGGUCCCAGCUCUAUCAGUACCCAGCCUUACAAGGAUCCCUAUAAAAGUGCCCAUGAAAGACCAAAGAUUAGUGCACCAGUGAACCAGAGUCCUACCCACAGCCUUGAGAGUUCCCAGCAAUCUGAACAAGGACACAAGCAGCAUUAUGUAAUGGAUGGAAGGAGUCUCUCCAGUUACCAACACAGUGACUUCCUUGGGGUUGAUGAUUUCAGCGGUAAAAACGGAUUCAGCCUAGGUUGGGAUUUCUGUCCACCCGAGCAGCCCAGUAGUACAUACCAGCAGCCGGAUAGCAGCUAUGGGCCACAGUCACUGAACCCUAAACAGACAGGAAUUACUCUAGUGGGACAGGAGUACAGGCAUAGUAAUGCCUCAUGGACCCAUCAACCCCUGAUAAUGCAAACCAACAGGUCGCCAUACCUCCAUGUGCCUCAGCAUUACCAAGAUCCUGCAGGUCAAGUCCACCCUGACUCUCUCACUAAUGACCAUGAAGAUGACAGUGGAGAUAAAGCAUUAGGUCUCGAUAAAACUUCUGCUGAAUGCAAUGGACCUAACACUCUAGGAUCAUCGACAUUUGUCCAAGCUCAUGAGAUAAGCAGCAACAGCAGGGGCCCCGCAAACGAGAGCUCUUCCAUUCCUGACCCCGCCAGAGAGGACUACCUCAGACCUCAUAGAGGCAGGGGCCCACCUAAGAAACGGCGUCCAGAGAUUGAAUCAGAUUCAGACAAUGAGGCAGAGUCUGGGCCUGCAGGCAAAAGAGAGCGCCAAGGAGAAAGUGAUGUCCUAAAGGAACCUCCUGUUAAGGUUGAGGUGUACCACCCCUUACUCACCCUGAAAGACUUCCAAGAUGCCAAUAAAUGGAGAGAGAUGUCGAAGGCAAAAAAAAUGCCCCCUUAUUUUGACUUGAUCGAGGAGAAUCUGUAUCUUACCGAGCGAAAGAAAAGCAAAUCUCAUAGAGAUAUCAAGCGAAUGCAGUGUGAGUGCUCAGUGCUCGCAAGGGAAGAGCGGGCUCGUGGAGUAUUAGCUUGUGGAGAAGACUGUCUGAACCGACUGCUGAUGAUUGAGUGCUCAUCGCGGUGCCUGAAUGGAGUGUACUGCUCCAACCGACGCUUUCAGAUGAAACAGCAUGCAGACUUUGAGGUUAUCCUUACAGAAGACAAAGGCUGGGGACUAAGGGCAGCUAAAGACUUGACUCCAAACACCUUUGUUCUGGAAUAUUGUGGUGAAGUUUUGGAUCAUAAGGAGUUCAAAACAAGGGUCAAAGAGUAUGCUCGCAACAAGAACAUCCACUACUAUUUCAUGUCACUUAAGAACAAUGAGAUCAUUGAUGCAACACUGAAGGGUAACUGCUCUCGAUUCAUGAACCACAGCUGCGAGCCCAACUGUGAGACCCAAAAGUGGACAGUCAACGGCCAACUUCGAGUCGGGUUCUUCACCACCAAGGCCGUCGCUGCUGGGACAGAACUGACCUUUGAUUACCAGUUCCAAAGAUAUGGCAAAGAAGCUCAGAAGUGCUUCUGUGGCACACCCAGCUGCAGAGGCUUUCUCGGUGGGGAGAACAGAGUCAGUGUUCGGGCAGCUGGAGGGAAAAUGAAGAAAGAACGCAGUAGAAAGAAGGACACAGUGAGCGCUCUCACUACGGUAGAUGAGGAGUUGGAGGCACUGUUGGAGAAUGGAGAGGGCCUGUAUGAUGAGAAAGAGGUGGUGUCCCUCUGUAGAUUGAUGGUGCGAGUGGAGAACAUGGAACAGAAACUCAUCUGCCUCAAGCUGAUUCAAGAUACUCAAAAUCCAUCAUGCUUGAAGCAGUUUCUAGACCAUCACGGUUUGUCGCUGCUGUGGAUCUUCAUGGUGGAGCUUUCUGAAGCCAAGGGCAACAGUGCCAACAACAUCAAGCUCCAGUUUGAAAUUAUGAAGACCCUGUCUGUGCUGCCCAUUUCUACUAAGAACAUGCUGGAGGAGAGCAGAGUCCUGACCUUUAUUCAGCGAUGGGCCCAGACGCACACACUCCCCCAGCCCACGGAGAUGGACGGCUACUCUAGCGAGAACACGUCCCGCGCCCAAACACCUCUAAACACCCCUGAUGGUUCCUCCAACAAACUGGGACCGGAGCUGGACAGCGACACCCCCAAACGGGCUGUGUACCGCCGUCUCAAGAUCAUCAGUGAAAACAGUCUGGACAGUGAGCUCUCUGAUGGCAGCAAAGCAUCCGAUCGAAAGGAGGAGGACGAGGAAGAUGAUGAGGAGGAGGAAGAUGAAUCGUCGUGUGCCGGGCUGCCAGAGGACAAACAGGCGAAGGCAGACCCGUUGAGUGAGGCUGCAGCUCCAGUAAAGGAACCAACGGAGGAGCCAAUCAAUGAGGCACAGCAGGAGAAACAAGAAGAGGCAGAAACAAGUCAAAACAUUCAGCUCCAGCCUCACCAGGAGAAGGAGAAGGAUAAAACAGAGGAGCUGGAGGUAGAGACAGAGAACACAGAUGGAAAGGAGCAGAUAACUGAGGGGGCAAUGGAGACAAGCGAAGACCAGAACAAGGUCGGGGAGGAGCUGACCAGUCCCCCAGUGGAGGAGAAGGAAGGAGUGAAAGGAGAGCAGCCUAGCAUCAAAACCCAAGAGCCGGUGAGUCAGUGCUCCCAAACAGACACCCCAAAAGACACCGAGGCUCCAUCCCAGCAGCCAACAGAGCAUAAGGAGGCCCAAAUAGAGACAAAUGACAGUGAAAAGGGUCCGAGUGGCGUGGAGCCACCUGGUGAAUCAUCCACUGAUGUCCCUCCCAGCUCUGAGACCCCAGAGGCCAGCACAGGAUCUGAGGCCACAGUGGCCCCUCUGGACCCCUCAACGGUGGGGACUCCUUCACAGGAUGAGGAGGAAGGAGUGUCAGAUGUGGAGAGUGAGAGGAGCCAGGAGCCCCAACUCAACAUAAUGGACAUUAGUAGCAUGGCUGCUAGACUCUUAGACAGCUGGAAGGACCUGAAGGAGGUGUACAGGAUACCAAAGAAAAGCCAGGUGGAGAAGGAAACUAAUGAUCGCAGUCGGGAUCGAGACACACCGCAUGCCAACUCCAGCAGCCGGGAACGUGAGCGAGAGCGAGAGAAGGAGCGGGGACGUGAACGAGAUUAUGACAGAGACAGAGAUCGAGACUGGGACAGAGACAGGGACCGCGACCGAGGCUCAGAAAAAACCCCACGCAGCACGGAUCGACGAAGGAGACGCUCCGCCUCUCCGCCACCUUUGUCCUAUGAGAGGAGCAGCCGGCGUGUCGAGGAACGAUUCGAUCCGUCAAACAGCAGCAAGACGCCACGGGCCCUUGGCGGGAAGGAGCGUAACAAGCUGUCCACAGAGGAACGUAGGAAGCUGUUUGAGCAGGAGGUUGCUCAGCGGGAAGCUCAGAAACAGCAGCAGCUACAACAACAGCAGCAGCAGCAGCUCCAGUCUAUAGCUUAUGACCCCACUCUGGCCUACACCUCCAGCCCUGGCUUCAUCACCUACCCUCCAGGGUACCCCAUACAGACUUUUGUCGAUCCAACCAAUCCCAACGCAGGAAAAGUAUUGCUACCCACCCCUUCAGUAGAGCCUAUGGUUGGCACCCUCAGCUAUGAACAGACUCCUCCCCAGCCUCUAAUAUCAGAGCUUGGGUUGUCAUCCCCUUCCUCCACUUCCCAGGCUGCUCCAGUCUCCGGUCUUCCCCAGCACAUCCCCGCCAACCCUCUGGAACUCAACCCUGGCACUACCCAACAGUACACCCAGCCUGCUGUAGCACCUCAGGAUUCAGGGGUGGCUGUCCUCUCUGUCCCUGCCCAGACAGCCCCCCAGGUCCCAGGACAGCAGAGCUACGCCACCUUGUGGGACCCCACCAUGCAGCAGGCUGUGACUGUGCAGACCCAGCCAACGCAGCAGUACGCUGCAACGCCGGCACAGACCCAGACCCAGACAGCCAUCUACUACCAGGGCCAGCCCUGUCAGACCAUCUACAGCAUCCCCACCGCCUACCCUCAGGCCAACACUCCCGUCAUACAGGCAUACACCGAGCCCACUGCUAGCUACCUGCACGGUCAGCCAGUGUACACAGGCCACCAGCAAGGAGUGGUAGUGCAGCAAGGAGGCACAGUUACCACCAUUGUAACCUCCCAAACUGUCCAACAGGAAAUGAUUGUACCCAACAAUGUGAUAGACCUGCCUCCUCCGUCUCCACCCAAACCCAAAACCAUUGUUCUACCUCCUAGCUGGAAAGUGGCACGGGACCCUGAAGGCAAGAUUUACUACUACCACGUUGUAACCAGACAAACCCAGUGGGACCCCCCGACCUGGGAUGGGAGCAGUGACAAUGCUAGCGUGGACCAUGAAUCUGAGAUGGACCUAGGCACUCCCACCUAUGAUGAGAACCCUUCCAAGUUUUCCACCAAGACGGCCGAGGCGGACACCUCCAGUGAGCUAGCUAAGAAGAGCAAAGAGACCUUCCGGAAAGAGAUGUCCCAGUUCAUAGUGCAAUGUCUGAACCCCUACCGAAAGCCAGACUGCAAACUUGGACGCAUCAGCAACACGGACGACUUCAAACACCUGGCAAGAAAGCUAACUCACGGGGUCAUGAAUAAAGAGCUGAAGGCCUGCAAGAACCCGGAGGACCUCGAGUGCAACGAGAACGUGAAGCAUAAAACGAAGGAGUACAUCAAGAAGUACAUGCAGAGGUUCGGCUCUGUGUAUAGGCCCAAGGAAGACACAGAGGUGGACUAGCUCCCGCGGCCCCACGGAGGGGUCACACCUGCUUCGGGCCGAUGCUGGAGAAGAUACCCAGAUUUGCCUUCCUCCUCACGCCGUCGCGUAUGGAUCGACCAGCCCGAACUGUUUUGUCCCGUCAAGCCGAGGACGGGGGAGAUCGCUUCAUCUUGCAUAUUUAUGAUUAGGACUCAAAACUACUGCCCAGAAAUCUCUCCAGGCCCUCCGGUCCACAAAGGAGGACCCGAACUCGAGACUGUCGGUGGGACUGGUGUCAUGAGAGGACCUGAGAGUCCAGGCCAAGGUCGACUGGAGUCGACACCGAGGGGUGCUACAAAGACUAAUGGUUUUUCACUGUCAUAUUUGGUUUUUAGCAGUGUCUCAUUUGGCUGUUAAAUGUUUCCAAGUUGAUAACCUCAAUUUCUUCAUUUUAUUUUAUCCUUCUGAAACCUUUUAAACUCUUCCACCUCGGACUGGCAAGGAUUAACAAAAGGAAUCAACAAUGUGUGUUAGUUGUUCUUCAAAACUUUCCACUGUAAGAACUGCAUCAGUGUCAACAGAACAGGUCGUUCUUCUGUUUGUUUGGUAUUUUUAUUUUUCCUUUUCUUUUUUUUUUUUUUGUUUCCCCCCUCCCACCAUUGACUCUGUAUAUCUGGUGCUGCUUUAACCCGGGCGGUGGAGGUCCCAGCCUCCACUCCUCCACCCUGCCUUUAUAAACCACAAGACUUUGGAGCCGCCGUUGUUUUUAUGAAUGCAUGAUGUCCGCUGAGGUCGGAGCGGUAAGCCUAUGGAAGUUCACACAGUUCCCAAGCCUUCUCUCCCCAAAUUAUAUUUCUCAUCAAGGGGUUCGGAGUAUUUCACAGGAAGAGGUUAUCAGUUGUCGUUUAGUCGUUUGUAUUGAGCUUGUAUGUGUUAUAGAAUUACUGGUAAGCGGAUGAGU